AUGACGAACCUUCAAAAUCAAGAAAACACUAGUCGAUUCACUAAUGUUUCUGUUAUUGCGCCCGAAACACAAGGACAACAACAACAACGGGACGAACAUCAGCUGCAGCAAAAACAGCCAGCGGGACUGUUGAAGGGUUUAAAUGGCUUCUCGAAUGUACAACAGCCAAUAUUCAAAGAGGAUCUGCCUCCCACAGUUUCUGCUGAAUUGAGCGACAAUCCGGCGUGGUUCAAUAAUCCGAGGAAAAGAGCUAUCCCAAAUUCAAUAAUUAAGAGAUCAAUUGGCCAGUCAUUGAGCCCCGUACGUUCUGAUACUGCAGAUUCAUCUGUCACGUUUGCUAAUUCCAAUGGGUUCAACAAUGUCACAUUUGGUUCUAAAAAGGACUCACGUAUUCUUAAACACGCUACUCAAAAUGACAGCACCAACAAUGGUAACAGCGAUGGUCACAACCCUGAUUUAAGUACUAUCGUUUUUGAUUCUAAUGAGGCACCACCUAAGGCUUCUCUGGCGGACUGGAAGAAAGAGGAUGGUAUAUUUGCGAGUAAUAAUGACAAUAUUGAAGAUCCUAAUCUAACUGCCAAUAUAUCACUAGAUGGGAAGUUCACAACUGCAUCUCCGUCUUUCAACAAACUUGAAAACGCCUCCGGAAUAUUUAGUUUGUUCGACAAAACCACCAAAGCAUCACCGAGUAAAGCUUCAUAUGAAACUAAAGUCAAGGCUAAAGAAGAAGCUUUGCAAAAUUUGGACGAUAAUGCCGUUAUUAUCUUUGGAUAUCCAGAAUCGAUUGCGAAUUCUAUUAUUCUUCAUUUUGCGAGCUUCGGUGAAAUUUUAGAAGAAUUUAAAAUAAUAAAAGACUUCAAAAAGUUGAAUUUGAAAAAUAAGCCACAUAAUCGAUCAUCCAUCACCCAAAAGUGCCCCAUAUACACAGGUGAUGGUUGGGUAAAAUUGACUUUCGAUUCUCAAGUUUCUAAAUCACGCGCUCUACAAGAAAAUGGGGUUAUCAUGAAUGGUACGUUGAUCGGCUGUGUUUCAUACAGUCCAGCUGCUCUCAAACAAUUAGCCUCUCUAAACAAAUUGGAAAAAAUUAAAAAGGAUAGCGCAGGGCCAGAAAGUAGUUCAGGCCUGAACGAUUUCAGUAACUAUAUAAAAUCAGAAGGGAUUUUUAAGAGAAAUCAAACGACAGCGGCUACUUCCAAAGUCCACAAUUCAGAGUUCAAGGUUUCCAAAAAUUCUAAUUCUUUCAAGAAUCCCCGCAAACUAGAAAUAAAGGAUGGUCGAUCAUUGUUCUUGAGAAAUAGAGGGAAAAUUCACGGUGGCGUCUUGAGCUCCAUCGAGUCCGACUUGAAGAAACGGGAACAAGUGGGCAGAAAUAAAAAAAAUUGGUUGAACAGGCUUAAUAAUUGGUUAUUUGGAUGGAACGAUCUAUAA
Molecule: messenger RNA, 1428 nt
Organism: Saccharomyces kudriavzevii IFO 1802
Lineage: Eukaryota; Fungi; Ascomycota; Saccharomycetes; Saccharomycetales; Saccharomycetaceae
Gene: NUP53
Product: FG-nucleoporin NUP53
Exons: 1
Coding region: 1-1428 (475 amino acids)
Biological process (GO): regulation of DNA-templated transcription; nuclear pore organization; NLS-bearing protein import into nucleus
Cellular component (GO): nuclear pore nuclear basket; nuclear pore central transport channel; nuclear membrane
Molecular function (GO): phospholipid binding; single-stranded DNA binding; structural constituent of nuclear pore
Source: RefSeq, a predicted model, not a curated record